Molecule: messenger RNA, 1745 nt
Organism: Ciona intestinalis (vase tunicate)
Lineage: Eukaryota; Metazoa; Chordata; Ascidiacea; Phlebobranchia; Cionidae
Source: RefSeq, a predicted model, not a curated record
AUGAACGGAACAGUGAGGACAAUGAAAAAUCCAGCUCCGAAUCCUCGGAUUCGGAACCUGAAUGAUCAUACAGGAGGCGAUGAUGGCAGCAAGAAGAAGGUGUCGAGCUUCGAGUCUUCGGAUUCGGAGACUGAGACCAAAAAGCCCGAAGUGAAGACCAGAAGUAGUUCUUCUUCUUCUAGCAGUGAUGAGGAAAACAACGAUGGUAGGAACGGGAAGGAAGAAAAUAGCUCUGUACCAGUGACGGUUUCACAACUAAAUUUUAAGGACACGCAUAGUUCGUCCUCGUCUAGUAGUGAAUCGGAUAAAGAGAGUAAUAUUUCCCAAGAUGAAAUAACUGAGCUUAAAAUAACUCCUGUGGAGGCAGGUGCAGAAACAUUGGAUGCACCAUCUACUCCUAUUAUGACUCCAAGCAAAAGAAGAGAGGAUAUUACGUUUACUUCAGGGUGGAGAAAGGCUGUCAAACUUCUUGACUUGAUUCGAGCAGGUUUGGUGAGAGAAUCGACUGUCAAGAAACUGGAGUUUGGAGAAAAAGAAGAGAAGGACCUCGAAGAUGAACUGCAGCCGUUUCUAAGUGGGAGGGAUCCAAUAGCUGGACUCUUGGUUGAAGAAACGAACAAGAAGAUUUCGUUUUAUGAUGCGUGUAAAAAGGGGAUUAUACGAAGAGGUACGGCUGUUAGUCUACUAGAAGCACAAGCAGCAACUGGGAGUAUCAUUGAUCCCAACUCGGCGGAGAAAAUGUCGGUAAAAGAAGCCACAAAAUGUGGUUUGAUUGACAGGCAAUUUCAAGCUGUACUGGAAAGAGCAGAGCGAGCUGUUUUGGGGUACAAGAGUAGACUCUCCACUGAGCCCAUGUCUUUAUUCGACGCAAUGAAUCGUAAACUUGUUGUAGAAAGCCACGGUAUACGGCUCCUAGAAGCCCAAAUUGCGACCGGCGGAAUUAUCGACCCUUUUGCUAACCAUAGACUACCGGUAGAGGCCGCCUUUGAGCGCGGUUUGUUCGACAGGAGGUUGGAGCAAAUACUCGAGGACCCUUCAGAUGACACGAAGGGAUUCUUUGAUCCAAAUACAAACGAGAAUCUUACGUAUCUAGAACUCGUGGAACGCUGCGUCACGGACGAAGAAACUGGCUUGCCACUCCUACAACUUGUAAGCAAGGACAGGAAGAAAGAAUACUUGUCAAAAUAUCAACCCAAGUUUCUGUCCUAAGUUUUUAUACACAGAAAUUAUUAUAUAAUAAGGUGGGGGAAGACGGGACACUGUUAUCACAUAAUAUCCAAAUACCCUCAUAGUGUUUUAAAGAAUUAACAACGAACGAUGCGAAUCGUGAACACACGGUUUUAUAAUUCUUCCUAUGUUCUUUGUUUACUUCUAAAUGGGACGAAACACUGUUGACCCAUCUUCCCCCACCGACAAAUGGGUCAAGAAAUUAAAAUAGAAAAGUGUCCUAACUUCCCCCUACCCUACUAUAUUAUAUACCGCUGCUAAUGACAUGUUGCUGUGUACCUUGUGUUUACAUUGAGGCAGAAUCACCUGUCGUUUGGCUGUAUAGAAAUAUUCGUUUUGCUUUGCUUUUUUAUCUGUGUAAUUUUGGGGGCACAUAGGCCUAUAGGGACCAUAAAGAUACUUUUCGUCCAACAGUUUGUGUUGUCGUUCUUUGCCGCAAUUUUUUGCAUUUCUUUAUAAAUAAUUUCCGCUUUUUUCAUCUCAUGACGAAAUUAAAUAAAUAUAUAUAUAUUAACGGA